Messenger RNA from Lates calcarifer (barramundi perch), 640 nucleotides. RefSeq lists its product as uncharacterized. The transcript has 3 exons. The record is from RefSeq and is a predicted model, not a curated record. Bases 76 to 639 code for a protein of 187 amino acids. NCBI's taxonomy places the organism in Eukaryota, Metazoa, Chordata, Actinopteri, Centropomidae.
CAAGCUGCUUGGGUCACAUGGCCCGGGUUUCUAUUGAAACCAGUGAGAAGAGGCUUGAAGCUCAGCCUUUAGCCCAUGUUUUUGGAUGCCAAUGGCAGCAACAUGAGUGGAGCCCAACAGGAGCGAGCAAUGACAGCAGACAGCCUCCACCUGAACGGGACCACGGCUUUGGGUCUGCACGACGAGGAGACGAACACAGCUCUGUUUGAGUUCAAAGUGUUUAACAUUGUCAUCAUUGCUCUGGCCUUGUGUAUCCUCACUGUCACUGGCCUGUACUGCAUCACUGUCUGCUACAACCGCACCAGGCAGUCAAAGCGAGCCCAUGUGUAUGAGAGUGCAGUGACACGCGGGGAGCCAGAGGACCCUGUGGCGGUUAAAGCUGUGAAGCGGUCGACCAGCUUCAUCAACCCUCUCGCCUUCUUCAGGAAGCCGGAGGCAGCAAAGGACAACUCCAGGAUCUACUACAUCUACAGUAACCCACUGCCUGUAGGGGUGAAGGAGGAGGACGAGGAGAUUAAAGUCCCACAGAGACCACAGGAGCAAACUGCUCUGUCACUGCCCCUGUCAUUUCAAGAGUAUGCCAGCGAUCCAAACAGCGGUGUGAUCCUUGACCCUCCGAUAUUUUACAUGCAGCUUUAGA